GCGACGACAAUCGUGUCUGAUAACAAACACGAGGUCGGGCGUAGUACAAGACGUAUUACAACUACCCGCGAGUCUGUUGUUGUUCGUUGCGUGGUUUCGAUAUUACUCGAAUUUUUCUCUUCGACCAACGCCCACGAUACGGUCAAAACUCUAAACAGGACACAGACAACAGAACGUCAAUUACCAGCCAUACAACCCUGUACCGCCGAGGACGUGAGCACGCGUGUUUGCCGCCGCUGAAUGUCAUUUGUGGACGUCUGCAUGAAUGGAAGAAACGUCGUCCAAAUUAUCGUCCGGCAGCGCCGACGCCGCCGAGUCCGCCGACUGGCGGUUACCGCUAUGCUUUACGAAGAAGCGUCACACGGAGGAGAUCAAGUCCGUGGACGCCGUAGUAAACUCAUGGAGGCUCAAAGAACGGAUGAAGACAGUGAGUGUUGCACUUGUCAUGUGCCUAAACGUAGGUGUAGAUCCACCGGACGUUUUAAAAGUUCAACCGUGUGCCCGUCUAGAGUGUUGGAUAGAUCCGUUGAUGAUGGUCCCUCAGAAAGCACUGGAAGUAAUUGGAAUCAAUUUGCAAAAACAGUACGAAAGGUGGCAGCCAAGAGCGCGGUACAAACAAUCAUUAGACCCGACUAUAGAGGAAGUAAAAAAAUUGUGCGUUUCCUUGAGACGAAAUGCAAAAGAAGAAAGAGUACUUUUCCACUAUAAUGGGCAUGGUGUCCCAAAACCUACAGUAAAUGGGGAAAUUUGGGUGUUUAACAGGACAUAUACCCAAUACAUUCCAUUGUCCAUAUAUGAUCUUCAAGCUUGGAUGGGAUCACCAUCAAUUUAUGUAUAUGAUUGUUCAAAUGCAGGAAUGAUUAUAAAAUUAUUUAGCCAAUUUGCUGAACAGCACGAAAAAGAAGAUAUGCAUAAUGCUACCCAAAGCCCAUUGUUUGAAAGUGCUGAAGGGUCUUACAAAAACUGCAUUCAACUGGGUGCAUGUCAAGUAGACCAAACACUUCCAAUGCAUCCAGACUUGCCUGCAGAUUUGUUUACUUCCUGCUUGACCACACCAAUUAAAAUGGCUGCUCGGUGGUUUGUAAUGCAAAAUAUGUCAAAACAUUGCUCAAAAUUAUUUCUAGAUCUUGUUGACAAAAUUCCUGGUACAUUAAAUGAUCGACGAACAAUGUUAGGAGAAUUAAACUGGGUAUUUACUGCUAUUACCGAUACAAUAGCUUGGAACAUAUUACCUAGAGAUACUUUUCAAACGUUAUUUCGGCAAGAUUUGUUAGUUGCUAGUCUUCUAAGAAACUUUUUACUAGCUGAACGUAUUAUGAGAACAUAUGACUGUGAACCAGUAUCUUCACCUAAAUUACCCGCAAUGCACAAUCAUCCCAUGUGGCAGUCAUGGGAUCAUAUUUUAGACUUGUGCUUGUCCCAAUUACAACGUGUUCAAGAGCACGGUGAUGGUUUUUUUGUACGCACAACAUUUUUUGAGGAACAACUGACUGCAUUUGAAAUUUGGCUUGACCAUACGGCUUGUUUACCAACGCAACAACGUAGUGCACCUGAACAGCUUCCCAUUGUACUCCAAGUUCUAUUAAGUCAAGCACAUCGACUUCGAGCAUUAGACUUGUUGGGUAGAUUUUUAGAUUUGGGGCCUUGGGCUGUAAAUUUAACUUUAUCUGUAGGAAUAUUUCCUUAUAUAUUAAAACUACUGCAGAGUUUUGCUGUUGAACUUCGACCAAUGUUAGCUUUUAUUUGGGCUAAAAUAAUGGCUGUUGAUCACACUUGUCAAACUGACAUUGUCAGAGAAAAUGGUUUUAAGUAUUUUUUUCAACUAGUUGAAGAUAUACGUUUGCCUGAAGAACAAAGGAUGUUAGGGACUGUUGUGCUCUCCCGACUAAUGCAAAAUUACAAGAAUGGCCAACAACUUGGGCUUAAGAACAAUUUAGUCUGCAUAUGUCUUGAACAAUUAGCCAAUGCUAGCGCACCAUAUAAACAAUGGUUGACCUUGUGUCUUGCACAGCUGUGGUCUGAUUAUGAUAAAGCUCGUUGGGUUGGUGUGCGGGAUAUAGCUCAUGAAAAACUUUACAUUUUACUAGAAGAUAAAAUACCAGAAGUUCGGGCUGCUGCAGUGUUUGCUCUUGGUACUUAUGUGAGCUGUGAUAAGGAUCGUACUAACUAUGCUAUAAAAGUUGAUUUAAAUAUUGCUUUGACUUUAUUGAAUACGGUUGCUAAAGAUAUGAGUCCUAUGGUCAGGGAGGAAGUUAUAAUUGCUCUUCAGUGGACUGUUAUCACAUUUGAAAGAUACUUUUUAGAAAUAGCAAUGCAGGAACAAACUGAAAAAUCAUAUGGAUCUCUUUAUAAAAGUCCCAAUGGAAGCUCAAAAACAGCUAGUCUGUCAAGAAUUGUAUCCAAAGAAAAGAUCUUGAUGCAGCCUACUUGUCCAAUUGUCACUGUAGUGUCGCCUCAAAUAUCUCCUGGACCUAGCAUUUCAGAUGAAAUGCAAGAGGAAACAAAAUCUGAUUUUUUGAGGCGGACAAAUUCUUCUUCGUCAAUAGUUACCUUGGACGCUUAUCAAACAACAUCAGCCUAUAACAAUAAUCACUCUAAAUUAUGGAAGGGUUUGACAGCUUUGGAGCAUGAUAUAUUUCCAGAUGUUUCAGCUACUGCUCAAAAGCUCACUAAAUACAUUAGACAGAAACUUAAAAACAAGCCAGAUAGUCGUGCAUCACAUUCAUUACCUGCAUCUCCAUCUUCUAGAAGUUAUCUCAGUCAAGGAGAUUCUCCUCCAUUAUCUGUACAUGAAAUUCGUACUCGACAAAGAGCACCUGUUUCCUCAUCAAGAUCCAAUUCUAGGACGAAAAAAAUUGUGCCCAACACUAUUGUAGAAGAAACUGCUGUGCUUUCAUCAUCAUCUUCACCACCAAACAUAGAAAGUGAUGGUGAAAAGGACACAACAAAUAUGACUAAAAGCUUAUUGAGAUCUCAAUUUUUCGAAUGGGUAUCAAAAAAUUUUGCUCAUCCAUUGAGUGGUAUGAAUGAUGGAGGUGACUUUGAAAGUGCAAUAUACUAUGAACGUGACUGGAGGUAUACCCGAAAUAUGAUGCUUCGGAAAGAAGCACAAGAAGAACAAAACAAGGUAAAUAAUUUAAAUUAUAAGAUAGAACAUCAAAUAUUCUCAUCAAAAUGUAAACAAUCGCCAAAUUCACUGGUGUUUCAUCCUUAUGAACCACAUGUCAUUGUAGCUACAAAAGAUUAUUUAACUGUAUGGGAUUAUCAAAGUAGCUAUAAGUUGUGCCAAUGGAAGCCAGAUGUCAGAAGCCACAAUCUUGAUUUGUCAUAUAGAUUAACUCCUCAUUUAUCUGCUGUAGAACUGAUUAACAGCCAUGAUGUUGCUUUAGUGUUGGCUGGAUACAAUGACGGAAAUAUUCAAGUUUGGUCACAAAUACGUGACGGUCCACCUAAAUUAAUUUCUGGUUGGCAUGCAUUACCUAUUUGCAAGAGUCCGAGUUUCGAGAGUUCUUCGAUGGCUAUGCAAUGGGAUCAAAGGUCGUGUCAUUUAAUUUGUGCAGGCGACUCUAGAGUUAUCAAAAUUUGGGAUAUUGAGACUGAAACAAAACUGACCGCUUUAUCCACGGGAGUUAAUGCUUCUGUGACGACUAUGUCUAUGCAAUCUAAAGAAAAUAAUAUAUUUGCUGCUGGUUGUAAAGACGGUUCAAUUAAAGUGUUCGAUAAAAGACUUCCACCGGACGAAGCAAAAAUAGCUUCUUUCAUAGGACAUCAUAGUAAAAUACUUACCUUAAGACUACAAGAUGCUACAGUAGUAUCUGCUAGUGCUUAUGGAGAUAUAAAAACAUUUGAGUUUGGCCAUAAUGCACCACAGCAUGAAUUCCAUGUCAACAAUAUGCAAUCUGCAGCCAUUCACUCAAUGUGCAAUAUUAUAGCAUGUAGUAUAAAUCAGAUGUUGUUAUUCUACAACACAGAGGGUCAGUUGUUGAACUCGUUGAAAUUGACUGACUGGUUCAUGAGUACACGUUAUUCACCAUUAAUGACCACCAAGUUUCACCCACAAAAAGUGCUACUUUCUACUGGGGCAAUGGAUGGAACUAUUGCAUUAUACUCAAUUGAUCCCAAAAGAUGAUGAACGUAUAAACUUUUUUGUUUUUUUUCCAUGUUAAUUAAUUUUUGUUAUUCUUUUUCUAACACUUUAAAUAUUCAUGACACUCUUUUAUUGUGCUCAAAAAUUGCUAUUCGACUGAACAUUGGUUUUUUAUGUACUUAGUAUUUUUCUGUACAUAAAAAAUUAACUUAUUAUUAUUA
Myzus persicae (green peach aphid) is the source of this 4308-nucleotide messenger RNA. RefSeq names its product regulatory-associated protein of mTOR (gene raptor). Gene Ontology annotation, molecular function: protein binding; protein-macromolecule adaptor activity. Gene Ontology annotation, biological process: cellular response to amino acid stimulus; positive regulation of protein serine/threonine kinase activity; TORC1 signaling. The record is from RefSeq and is a predicted model, not a curated record. The transcript is spliced from 25 exons. Lineage: Eukaryota; Metazoa; Arthropoda; Insecta; Hemiptera; Aphididae. Gene Ontology annotation, cellular component: TORC1 complex; cytoplasm. The coding region runs from base 266 to 4129 and encodes 1287 amino acids.